AUGGCUACCCGUGCCGAGAUGGACCAUCUGGCUUCGAAACUCUCAACGCUCGACACCUUUUCAUGGGUCGUGAGGGGGCUCCCUGUCGUCGCAAUCAUGCAAGAAGAAGGUCCACAUGUCGCCGAAACGCUAGGUCAGCCACUUCACAAGAAUGGAGCUGGACACGUCUUACGCCUCUGA
This is a messenger RNA of Aureobasidium uvarum, 180 nucleotides long. NCBI's taxonomy places the organism in Eukaryota, Fungi, Ascomycota, Dothideomycetes, Dothideales, Saccotheciaceae. The record is from the annotation of a GenBank genome assembly.